CACCUGACGCAACAACCCCGACUCCAACUUCACCGAACAGCCAUCGGUCUGCACAUCAGCAGCCGUUCCGACCGUUUCAAAUCAACCUAUCCCAGAAGCAAGCGAGAAGCCAGUCUGAAGUUCGCGGGUCUCCCACGAUUCCUUGAAACCAUGGAAACGGAUUUCUAACACCGACGCACAUUCGAGGACGGUAAAGUACGGAUUGUACAUACAUGACCUCCAAUGUAACCCCUCGACCCGGAAUAUAUAUGUUUGAAAUACUUCCGGUCACUAUAGGUCCCGACGUGCGAAUGGAAUGGGAUGGAAUAAGUUUAUGAGAGGGAUCUUUCUAUUGAGGCUACUGCGGAUUACCAAGGCAGUGGAAGCGCUGUAGUCGAUAGCACAGUCCGCGGGGACCUUCAAUUGAUUUUAGUCGAGUUCUCACGCCCGCCGUAACAGUGGCUGAGGGGCUGCCUAUACGUAGCAUGCUCAGCUUUUGAAGCGAGAGCGUUUACUCCGUGCUGUGUCAUCGUGCUGCUAGUGUCGGAUGGGAUUACUUUCAAGUGUGUUGGAAGGAGAAACAGUUGACAACAGAUUAAGGUAGCCGACGGACGAUGUGUACUGUGAAGCCAGACUGACACAGUGGGCCAGUAGCGGUGAAUCGAGCUGGUGCGAUGGAAGCGUGCAUACUGUUUGUCUUGGCGGCUGUGAUUGGUCAAUCGCUGUGCCAGUUUCAAAAUCAGCCAAUUAACGGACAGGUUGGAAAUCAGAACGGAAAUUAUUUAAAUGUCAAUGCUGGGAAUGCUGGUAACCAAGGCAACCAGUGGAAUAAUGUCCCGCGACAACAGGGUCAACAGCAGCAGAACCUCGUCAAACAGUUCAACCAGAACUCUGACCAGUUUGCUCAGCAGAACCUGGCAGGGGCCGCAGCACGGCCCCAGAACAACAACAACAACAACAACAACGAUAGAAACCUGAACAAUAAUCAACAACAAAUUCAUACGGGUGUAAUUGGAGCGCAAGGAAUAGGGAAUAACCAAAAUCAAGGAAAUAUUCAAAAUGUAGCACCCAAUCAAAAUCAGUUUAAUGCAGGACAAGGUGUUCAAGGUCACAAGGAACAGGAUCCUGUGGUCCAACCUGGAUCCAGCAACAUCCACGCUCGAGUUCAGAACGAGGCUCAUGUAAAUCCAACCCAGGCUGUUGGCAAUGGUGCUCAAGGUCAGCAAGUGAACCAGCAAAACAACCUCAAUCAACAGAAUCAAGGUAGUCAAGGUAAUCAGUUUAUCCAAGGCAAUCAGGUGAAUCAGUUCAAUGCAGGUGAUCAAGCCAAUCUGCUGAAUCGGGCCAAUUUGCCGGGUCAGGGUAAUUCUCAGGUCAGAGAAGAAGUCAAUGUCCAGCCCGUGCAGACAGCAGCGCCACCUGUGCAGCAAGACGCGGGUCAAGGUCAGAAUGACAGAAGAGCGGACAUCAUAGCAGAGGAUGACAGACAGAGGUCAGCAAGGUUGGAGCGACCGGUUGAAACCGGAAGUGACAACAGGCAAAACAGUGACAACGGGGAUAAAAGGGGAGUAAUCCAAAACGUUGAUGAUGGGGUAUAUCACAACAACCCACAGCCUAACAACUUCAACAACAAUAACGGCGGAGGCGGGUAUCAAAACUUCAACGGUGGGGGCGUGAACAUGAACGACCAAGGCAACAACUACCAGCAUCAGCAGCGUGAAAUAGGAGGCAUUAGACUGACAUGGGACUGGAGCGACUUCGCCAUCAGCUUCGACGACUACGGCGGUGCGGAGAUGAAGGUUCGGCGCGCUCCCCACUCCACCACAGGUGAGCCAUGGCCGUUACCCCAGUACUACGUCAAGAAGGAGAAGAGGGUAUACAAGCUCGACAAAGACCUGUUCACGUUCAAGGUCGUCGGGGAGACUUGUGACAUUAUCCAGGACGCCGUCGAAAGGUACCGAACGCGGGUUCUGGAGGAUGCUGUUGAGGACAUGUACGACAAUCUGCAGAACGCCCCCGGCACCAACAUCGACGACCCAUCACUGAAGUACGACAAAGACAUGUACACAAAGGCACACGUCAUCGCCAAAGUCGACAUCAAGAUUCGAAAGCCUUGCCAGAAGUUCCCUUCGGUUGACUCCGAUGAAUCUUAUGAUCUGGUUGUGAAGAAGGCACGUGCGUUCAUCUGGGCCAAUGAGGUGUGGGGGGCGCUGCGGGGCCUGGAGACGUUCAGCCAUAUUGUGUGGCGGGGACUUGAUGGCGAGGACCCGGAUGACCGAGCCAAAAAUGCAAAUCUGUUCGUGAAGGAGACUGUGAUCAGCGAUUACCCAAGAUUCCCACACAGGGGGAUUCUCGUGGACUCCUCCAGACAUUUCUUUUUCAAAGAGACAAUAUUUGAUAUCUUGGAUGGGAUGGAACAGAACAAGAUGAACGUUCUCCACUGGCACAUCGUGGACGACCAGUCCUUCCCCUACCAGAGUGAAGUCUUUCCCGAGCUCAGCCGCAAGGGUGCGUUCCAUCCGACUUUUGUAUACACCCAGAAGGACAUCGCGGAAAUUAUCGACUAUGCCCGAUUCCGAGGAAUUCGAGUUAUGCCCGAGUUCGACACACCAGGUAGGUCUUGGGAUCUUGUCCAAAUGGAAUAUUCAUUUAUUCAGAAUAAUACAUGUUAUAGCUACAGAAGGAAAGAGAUUAAAUAUCCCUCAGUGAACACUGCAGUGGGCGUGUAUAACUGCCCCGCGGUGACGGAUUUCACUCUCAGGCAAUCGAACCCCGACGUUGUCAACUUCGGAAUGGAGCUGUCCAAGCAGCAGUCCGACAACCCGCAGUCAACCUACAACGGCUACUACUCUAGCCAGUUCGACGUCAGGAAGGUCUACGAGUACUACGAGAACCGGAUCAUGAAGGACCUUCGCGAGAUCGGCAAACAUCGGAAAGAUGGCGUCAAGUUCGUCAUGUGGCAGGAAGUGAUGAACAACGACCUACAGCUUCCCAACGACACCAUCAUUGAAGUAUGGAUGGGCGAUAUGGCUGACGUGAACCGAGCCAUCUCCAUGGGCUACCAGGUUGUGUACGCCACGUGUUGGUACCUCGACCACGUGGAAUACGGCACUAAGUGGCCAAAAUACUACCAAUGUGACCCCGCAGACAGCACAUUCGGUUACAUGAUAGACGAGAAGAAGGUACUGGGUGGCGAGGCCUGUCUGUGGUCGGAAUACAUCGACAACGAAAACAUGAUGACAACGUUGUGGCCAAGGGCUUCAGCUGUAGCGGAGAGGUUGUGGAGCGCGAAAGAUGUCCGGGAUUUGGACACAGCGGGAGCGAGACUGAGUGAACACCGGUGUAGAAUGCUCAAUCGCGGACUAAGCGUAGCACAGAUCAGUGGACCGGAUUACUGCCUGAAGCGAGGGAUAGGGCGGAGCAGAGACAAGUAUCGCACGAACUCCACGUGCACGAGUGGGCGGUGCGUCAAGUCACGUGACGGAACGUUCGUGGAGAUGGACGACAUUGAAGUCCGUCAGCCGCACAGGCGCAUGAAGGUGCCAGAAUGUCCCAAGCAGGUGCCCGCCCAGGGGGGUUUGCUGAUAUUCCUUGGCACCGCCCUGAUAAUAUUGAUAGCGGUGGGCGUGGGGGUGAAGUCAACUAGCGGCCGCUUCGCCCAAGCCCGGAUAUGCAAGAACAGAACUAUCCUAAUUCUAUUUAUUAGUGUACUGUUAAUAUAUUUCAUGUGCUACACAUCAAUAUGGAUGCAAGUGUUCGACUUUUCCGGAUCAGUUCACAAGAGAGAAGACAGUGACUUGACAAACUUUAAGCACUGAUCAAAUCGUGGCAACGCACUUUGUGAAACAAUCCGAACUUCGACUGGUGUGUUCCGAUUGGCGGAUGUGACGUCAUUAACGUCGGUUUCCACGGGAAGCACGUAGUGAGUUGACGGGAAUGAGUGUCAGUGGAUCUGAUGCUGACGUGCUCUGUGAUGGUGAUGAGCAUAAUACUGUGACGCGAGAUUCGUGCUUGUUUACAAAUGGACCUGUGAAAAGCGAGGAUUCGUUGCAGGAGCUUUUAACCAAUGGGAUAUGUCGAUUUCAAGUCACGUGACUGUAAUGUUAUCACAAAAAAUGGACUGGACCACUUGUUGAUGAUAAUGAUUGUGACGUUGAUGAUUGUGACGAUGAUGAUUAUGAUGAUUGUGACGAUGAUGAUUCAAACCUACAUUUACAGACAGUAAUUUGUAACUUAAAUGUGUGAAUAUUGUAGAAAGGCCUUUUCAUAAAAGGUCCAUUGCUCCAGAUUUUCAAAAGGAAUAUUCUUCUAAUGUGAUAACGAGUGUUCGAAUUGUACAUAGACAGCGUGCUCUCUUGACAUGCACGUGCAUUCCGUGAUAUGAAUGAGUCUCACGUGUGUGUGUCAUGCAUGUCCGCCGUGUGGGUGAAUGUGACGUGUCUGCGUGUGCUGCACGUGCGUGUCUGACGCCAAACAUCUUCUCAUCGAUUGAACCGAAGUGAACCGAGAGUGAACCUAAGAUGUUUCCAUAGUUGAAUAGGUAAACAUUUUAUUUUUCUAUUUGCUUGCUCGCCUAAGAAAUGUGGCUUGUAUAUUGGCGGAGCUGCUCAUCUCUUGGAUCGUUUUCUGUACACAGGUAGCGAACGUGUUGAAAUGGUUUCCCGACAUUCAACAUUCAAAGGUAAUGUUGGAUAUCUACUUUUCGACUUGACAUGGUGCUCAAUUGAGUUUAGUUAAUUCAGCAAAUUAAUUUCAAUAUGUGAAUGACAUUUUCACUUGAUUAUAAGGAGAGAAAAAACGGGACAUAAAACGAGAACGUUCUAGUCUAAGGGAGGUAACUCCAAAUCUCGUUCGCGUUGAGUAUUUGCACAUGACAUUUCAAAACCAAACCGGUUUGUAAGUGCUAAAUUCACUGUAAUGUACAUACGGGGCUAUAUUUAUACAUGUUUGUUUUAGCGCGUUUAGUAGUGCGAAGUUUUAUGACGGAAAAUUGAAGAGGCAUUUUAAAGAUUUACAGAAGUCGAAUCCAACUAUGCAAGUGGAAGCGCCUACUACACAUGUAGGCAUUGCCAGCAUUUUGUUUCUUUGGGAACACAAAUUCCAAGUUUGUUGUCAUGGCUACCGGAUUGUCAUGCCGGCUUAAUGUCUGGUGUAGAAUUAGUUGUCAUGCUAACAAUUCAAUAAUUCUAGCAAUGCAAGCAAAAUCUUUCAUAAGCUUUAACUGUAUUUUUUAAAAUUUCAAUUAAAUCAAAAUAGGUUCGGUUUUAUGUGUGAUUGUUCCGGUAUUUUGAGCUAAGAUUUGGAUAUUUUACUUCGAGUAAUGAUUUCUCACAGGAAGUAUUUCCCUGUCCAUGAGGCGUUAAGUUUAGUUUAUCAAUCAAAUCUUUUAUUCUUCGUCAAACGAUUCUUUUUUAUAUUUGCGUCCAUGGCGAGGUUAGCUUCUCUUUGAACUUCUGCGCGUUCUGGACGAAUGACCUUCAUAAAAAAAUGUUAUCUCAUGAUAGUAUGUGCUUGAUAUUGAAUUGUUUUCCGUUCGUAUAUUUACCUUGAUGGAAUACUCGUGUCUUGAAAUGAAUCAUAUGCUCUAUUAAGCUUUAUUCUGAUUAGCAGCAUCGUGUGCGACUUUCUAUAUCAGCUGAAAAUGACACCUGUUUCGUCUUUUCUGUAAUAUACGUAUUGUCUGCACUUGACGGUCACUAUCCGGCCCUCAACUUCAUAAUUCACUCACUCACACAUAUAGAAUGUUUGACCAUCACUUGGUUUCUGGCCAUUACUGAAUUUCUGAAUGGGGUGUUUAAAUGCGUACCACAUUUUAUUAUUAGAUAUGUUUUACACGACACAGUAAGUAAUGAGGCGGUUUAAGAGAACUUAUUGCUGACAUCCAUGACAUUUCAGAUGUGAUAACACGCUUACUUGUUGAUUGUUUGUUGGCUGUUGGCUCCGAGGUUAUCGUAGCUGAUGUUAUCAUGAGUGAGUUGGAUUUUACGCCGCUUUUAGCAAUAUUCUAGCACAUUCAUGGCGAUGGAGACAGAAAAGGGCUUUACACAUUUUACAUGUGGGGAAUCGAAACCGGUAGCCUAGUGGUCAAAGUGUUCGCUCGUCUCGCCGAAGACCGGGUUCGAUUCCCCACAUGGUUACAAAGUGCAACAACCGUACGCUUUAACCACUAGACUACACCACCGUCCGUGUUGUUAGUCUUAUGUAAUUGUAUGUGUCCAAGAAAUAUGUAAUUCUUGUGAAAUAUACAUACCCCCAACCAGAGGGAUCUUAGCUUUACGUCUGUCGUAAUUGAAAUAGGGUUUUACUGAGAUGUCUUAGCGAGAGACUUCGUUGUUUCAAUAAAACCACAGCAUGAUCUGAUUGAUAAACUGGUACAGCUGUAAUGCGCGGCCGCAUAGGUGUCUGUAGACGGGAACGCAGUGUACAUGGCGAUCCAUUCUUCGCGCUGUUUCUAAACUGAUUGACUGUGUUCAUUAGUUGCAAUGUAUAUAAUUGUAAUAUAUAAGGAAUCCAAGAUUUAAACGUUUUCUUGCAUUGAGAGAAUGUAUGAUUUAUUUAGAUGUGUGUCUGUAUGUCCGUCUGUUUAUUCUAUGACUGUACUGUUUCGCCGAUCAUUUACUGACAUAAUAAUUUGUGAAAUUAGUGUAAUAUCUUAUUCUUAAAAUGUGAGAAAAUGUUCAUGAGCUUUUUUAACGAAGCCCAUUGUUAGUGUACAUAGGUCACUCAGCUCACUUUGCUUCACGUAGAUCUAUCUGUCUUAUAGCAGUCGGACAUUUCCGACAUUUCACGGAGGCCCCCAGUUAAGAAGUCAUCUUCCCCUCUACCACAGUCAAAAGGAUGUCUGUCUUCCUUGCAGUCACCCAAACAGCCAAUCGUGGACAUACCUCUUAGCCAACCGUUAAAUAUACUGUUACUACAAUGUGUACUCGUGCAUUAAGCUCAUCUCUUUGGCACCAAUCGAGUUUUGUCGUUUCCCCGAAGUAAACCCGAUCUUUUCCAUAUGCAGAGUCGUCAUCCCUCGCGCCUUUCCGUAACGCGCUAUAAGUCAUCCGUAUUGUUCCGGAAUGACACGAGGUGUCACGAAUGUGAAUGUUUAACAAACUUUCAGAAGAUAUUUGGUGUGUUCCUUUCGGAACGUUAUCUAGAGACAGAUUUAAUACAAAAUAUAGAAAUUAAUAUGUCAUAAUAUUUCUAAUUGAUUGCAUUUAGGCUCCGAUGUGUCAACAACAUCGGUACCGUACGGGUUUCUACAAUCUUUUUUUUCUUCUAUUUAUCUGCUAUGUAUCUAAUCAUAACAGUUGGUUCUGUAAUUAUGUCCGUGUCUUUAGUGGCUAGUGCCUACUAUCCUUCUGUAGGCGUCAGUGGUCGCCUUUGCUACAUUCAGCGAGACUGACGUCUCACACUUUCACGAGUCCAUACGAUUUCUCUCUGCAUUUUACAUAUAUCUUGUUUUAUUCAGUUUCAAAAUCAUGAAUAAAAUGUCUCAACCAUUA
Haliotis rubra (blacklip abalone) is the source of this 7472-nucleotide messenger RNA. RefSeq lists its product as uncharacterized. The transcript is spliced from 15 exons. The coding region runs from base 654 to 3797 and encodes 1047 amino acids. Gene Ontology annotation, biological process: glycosaminoglycan metabolic process; ganglioside catabolic process; carbohydrate metabolic process. Lineage: Eukaryota; Metazoa; Mollusca; Gastropoda; Lepetellida; Haliotidae. Gene Ontology annotation, cellular component: membrane. Gene Ontology annotation, molecular function: beta-N-acetylhexosaminidase activity. The record is from RefSeq and is a predicted model, not a curated record.